UUCGCAGCCCGGAUCUUCUUCGCCUCCAAGCAAAGCGAAUCGAGAGCAGACGAAACCCGACGGACGAACCAGAUACGCGCAGACGACCUCGGCGGCGGCGGAAUCGAGCUCCGUGGUAGGCGGGCGGAGUCGAGCGAGCACGCCAUGGCGGCGGCGGCGGUGAUGGUGAGCUCGGCCAGCGCGCUGCUGGCGAUGCUGCAGGAGCCGGCGGCCGAGCUCAAGCUGCACGCGCUCUCCAACCUCAACUCCCUCGUCCACGUCUUCUGGCCCGAGAUCUCCACCAGCGUCCCAGCCAUUGAGAGUUUGUAUGAAGAUGAGGAGUUCGACCAAAGGCAGCUUGCAGCACUGGUUGUUUCUAAGGUGUUUUACUACUUGGGCGAGCUAAAUGAUUCUCUGUCAUAUGCACUUGGUGCUGGACCCCUAUUUGAUGUCUCGGAGGAUUCUGAUUAUGCUAAUACACUAUUAGCACGAGCAUUAGAUGAAUAUGCCAGCAUCAGGUCUAAGGCUUCCAAGGCUACAGGGGAGGAAGAAAUGAUGGAUCCGAGAUUGGAAGUUAUUGUGGAGAGAAUGCUAGACAAGUGUAUUCUCGAUGGCAAAUACCAACAGGCUAUGGGUAUGGCUGUUGAAUGCAGGCGGCUUGAUAAACUGGAGGAAGCAAUCACUCGAUCUGACAAUCUUCAUGGAGCUCUUUCUUACUGCAUAAAUCUAUCUCACCAAUAUGUUGGCCAUCGUGAAUAUCGCUGUGAGAUUCUUCGUUGUCUUGUAAAAAUCUACCAGACAUUGUCAGAUCCGGAUUAUUUAAGCAUUUGCCAGUGUCUCAUGUUUCUGGAUGAGCAUGAGACUGUUGCAAAUAUCUUGUACACGCUGUUCUCUGGAGGCACGGACGAUACUCUCCUUGCAUACCAAAUUGCUUUUGAUCUUGUUGAAAAUGAAAAUCAGGCUUUUCUCCUGAAUGUGCGGAAUCACCUUGAUACAUUGUGUAUCCCUAAAUCGGCUCUACCAGGUGGUCAAACUGGUAAUGCUACAGAUCCAUCUGGGGAUACCCAGAUGGGAGACGAUGUUGACAUAAUGAAUGGAAGUCCUCGGGUUGUGGAUCCAAUUGAAGAAGCACGUGCUGAUAGGUUGACAAAAAUUAGGGGGAUAUUGUCAGGGGAGACAUCUAUUCAGCUGACGUUACAGUUUUUAUAUAGCCAUAAUAGGUCUGAUCUUUUGAUCCUGAAGACUAUAAAGCAGGCUUUGGAAAUGAGGAACAGUGUUUGCCAUAGUGCAACUAUAUGUUCCAAUGCAAUCAUGCAUGCAGGAACAACAGUUGAUACCUUCCUCAGAGAAAACUUGGAAUGGUUAAGUAGGGCAACCAAUUGGGCUAAGUUCAGUGCCACUGCUGGACUAGGUGUUAUUCAUAGAGGCCACCUUCAGCAAGGCAGAGCUUUGAUGGCUCCCUAUCUGCCACAGGGUGGUGCUGCAGGCGGUGGCAGUCCAUACUCAGAAGGUGGUGCCCUCUAUGCUCUAGGCUUGAUUCAUGCCAACCAUGGAGAGGGAAUCACACAUUUUCUUCGUGAGAGCCUUCGCAAUACUAGUUCUGAGGUUGUCCAGCAUGGUGCCUGUUUAGGACUUGGGCUUGCCGGUUUAGGCACAGCUGAUGAGGAAAUAUUCGAGGACAUCAAGAAUGUUCUCUACACAGACAGUGCUGUGGCUAGUGAGGCAGCUGGUAUUGGCCUGGGCUUGCUUAUGGUUGGAACAGCCACUGAGAAGGCUGGAGAAAUGCUUGCCUAUGCACAUGAUACACAACAUGAGAAGAUUAUUAGGGGCUUGGCACUUGGAAUUGCAUUGACAGUGUAUGGAAGGGAAGAGGAAGCUGACACUUUGAUUGAACAAAUGACUAGAGAUCAAGAUCCCAUACUUCGCUAUGGUGGUAUGUAUGCAUUGGCUCUAGCAUACAGGGGAACCGCAAAUAACAAAGCUAUCCACCAGCUUUUGCAUUUUGCUGUGUCGGAUGUGAACGAUGAUGUGCGGAGGACCGCAGUAUUGGCUCUUGGCUUCGUCCUGUACAAUGAACCUGAGCAGACUCCCAGAAUUGUGUCCCUGCUCUCUGAGUCAUACAAUCCACAUGUCCGCUAUGGUGCAGCUCUAGCGGUUGGAAUCUCCUGUGCAGGAACAGGGUUAAACGAUGCAAUCUCCUUGCUGGAGCCUCUUACUUCUGAUGUUGUGGACUUUGUGCGUCAGGGCGCCCUCAUUGCAAUGGCAAUGGUCAUGAUCCAGACUAAUGAAUCGUAUGACCCUCGUGUUGGAACAUUCAGGCGCCAGUUGGAAAAAAUCGUUCUUGACAAACACGAGGACACCAUGAGUAAGAUGGGUGCCAUACUGGCUUCUGGCAUCCUCGAUGCGGGUGGUAGGAACGUCACCAUCAAGCUCAAGUCGAGGUCAAAGCAUGACAAGCUCACUGCUGUUGUUGGCCUGGCUGUUUUCACACAGUUCUGGUACUGGUACCCGCUCACCUAUUUCAUCAGCUUGGCCUUCUCUCCAACAGCCAUCAUUGGCCUGAACUCUGAUCUGCAAAUGCCAAAGCUCGAGUUUCUGUCCAAUGCUAAACCAUCACUCUUCGAUUACCCCAAGCCAACAACUCAGCAAACUGCAACUGCAACAGUUAAGCUGCCAACAGCCAUUUUGUCAACCUAUGCCAAGGCAAAAUCUAGGGCUUCGAAGAAGGACGCGGAGAAAGCUCAGGAGAAGGCAGAGGCAGCCGAGGGAAAGGCAGAGGCCCCACCCAGCGAAGACGCUUCUACGUCCAUGCAGGUUGACGGUGUUGCUGCGGAGAAGAAGGCGCCUGAACCAGAACCGACGUUCCAGAUCCUGGCAAACCCAGCCAGGGUUCUCCCUGCCCAGGAGAAGUUCAUAAAGUUCCUGGAGAGCAGCCGAUACGUGCCUGUGAAGGGUGCUCCCUCUGGGUUCGUCCUCCUGCGGGACCUCAGGCCAGAAGAUGCCGAGGAACUAGUCCUCGCUGACACCCCCUCGACAGUGGCAACGAAUGUCAGCGGCACUGCAGCUGCUAGCCCAGCCGUCGAGGAGGAGCCCCAGCCGCCCCAGCCGUUUGAGUACAGCCCGUGAUGUUGACUGAUGGAUUGAUUCACCCCCCCAUGAAAUGUUUGGGUUGUUUGUAAUUGUUGGCAGGAACUGGAUGUUUUGUUACGGCUAAUUCAUUUCUUUCAGUCGUCACAGGAAUGUCUUUGUAUAAUUCAUUUUUGCUCAUCAUUUAGUGCAUUGGAAAUUCGGAAUUUUUGCUGUUGGAUUCUUUGUGUCGACACCGUGGGGCUGGACUAAAUAGAAUUUCACUUUGUUC
Molecule: messenger RNA, 3337 nt
Organism: Lolium perenne
Lineage: Eukaryota; Viridiplantae; Streptophyta; Magnoliopsida; Poales; Poaceae
Product: 26S proteasome non-ATPase regulatory subunit 1 homolog A
Biological process (GO): proteasome-mediated ubiquitin-dependent protein catabolic process; regulation of protein catabolic process
Cellular component (GO): nucleus; proteasome complex; proteasome regulatory particle, base subcomplex
Molecular function (GO): enzyme regulator activity
Source: RefSeq, a predicted model, not a curated record